Messenger RNA from Cryptomeria japonica (Japanese cedar), 3344 nucleotides. Its product is annotated as LRR receptor-like serine/threonine-protein kinase GSO1. The transcript has a single exon. The coding region runs from base 126 to 2813 and encodes 895 amino acids. Lineage: Eukaryota; Viridiplantae; Streptophyta; Pinopsida; Cupressales; Cupressaceae. Gene Ontology annotation, molecular function: protein binding. The record is from RefSeq and is a predicted model, not a curated record.
GGAUACAAGGCUGCCCACUGUCUAAAUUCAUGGUAUUGCUCAAGUAAAAAACCGACCGGCGUAAUGGCAAUGAAAGUUUCGCAGGCUAUAUUAUAAGGGCCGCUCCCUACUUGGGUUGUUGAGAAAUGGAGGGCACCCAAAUGACAAGAAGAAUGUUCAUUCAAACGCUGUGGUUAAGCUACGCUCUGGCAUUCGCAUUAACCACCAUCAGCGCAAUACCUGUUCACAACAUCUCUUAUUCUCGUCAUCGCUUUCCUUUACGUAACCCUCCCAUGGAUGGAACAUUUUCUAUUGUGAAAGGCCGUAUGCUACUCGAGGAAGGCAAUGAAGAAGCUUUUGAGAAGAGGGAUGUGGAUGCUCUACUCUCUUUCAGAAAUGACAUUACAGCCGACCCCAUGCAGUCGCUUUCCAACUGGACUUCUACCAAUUCAGAAAAUGUGUGUUCGUGGAAUGGCGUUUCGUGCAGAAAGCAUACACGCAGAGUGGUUGCAAUCAUUCUCCCUCAAUUGGGAUUGGAAGGUAGCAUUUCUCCUUUCAUAGGAAACCUAUCUUUACUAGCUAAUUUGAAUCUCUCCAGUAAUUCUUUGAUGGGAAGCAUUCCACCUCAGCUUGGCCAACUGAAGGCGUUGAGAGUUCUCGACCUCAAAGAAAAUCAUCUGAUGGGUUCCAUCCCCACAUCUCUUGCUAAUUGCACACACCUUCAGUGGAUCAGACUUUCAAUCAACAACUUGACGGGGAGCAUACCAGAAGAAUUUGGUGGCCUGAUCAACUUACAGCAUCUCCGCUUGUCCCACAAUGGUCUCAGUGGAAGUAUUCCAAAUUCUCUCGGGAAGUGCACAUCUCUCCUUGAUUUGGCCCUUGGCUUUAACAGUCUCACAGGUAGGAUCCCUACUUCUCUCAGUAAUUGCUCUGAUUUAUCUAUUAUUGAUCUUCCGCACAAUGCCUUGACUGGUGGGAUCCCGUCUGAACUGGGAAGGUUGGAGAAAUUGCGAAGCCUUGGCCUCCACUCUAACAGGUUGGGGUCUCAAAUCCCUGCAGCGCUGGGCAAUUGUUCUUCACUUGAGGUACUCUUUCUGGGCGAUAAUUCGCUGACUGGCAAUAUACCACCUGAACUAGGAAAUUUGAAACAGCUUGUCCAAUUAUCACUGUAUGGCCAAGGCAAUCUUACAGGUUCUAUACCUGCAGAAAUAGGAAACUGUAGUAAUCUUGUGUGGCUUGAUGUUGGAUCGAACAAUCGAAUGAACGGUUCCCUGCCCCCGAGUAUCUUCAAGCUACCCUUAUCCACUAUUUCCUUGAUUAAUAACAAUUUUGGAGGGAGAAUUCCACUGGGCAUCUUAAAUCUUACCCAGCUAACCCACUUAGAUCUGGCCAUAAACAAAUUCAGUGGACCCAUUCCCAACGGCAUUGGAAAUUUGACAGAAUUAACCUAUCUAUUUUUGGGCGCAAACAAUUUAACAGGCACCAUACCCCAAGUAAUAACUAGAUUGACCAAGCUUGAAAUCCUUCACAUCGACAAUAACCAUUUGUCAGGGUUAAUUCCCGAGGCUAUAGGAAACCUCCAACAUUUGAAAUCCUUUGAUGCGAGUAAAAACAAUUUGACAGGCCUAAUUCCUGAGUCCAUGGGAAAGAUCCCAUCUUUGAAAUCACUUUAUCUGAAUUUUAACAGUUUCACUGGUUCUAUACCAAUUAGUAUUGGCCAACUCACGAAUCUUACCCAGCUGUCGCUCCGGAACAAUAACAUUUCAGGGAGUAUUCCUGAAACGUUCGGUGGUUUGGUCUCGCUAGAGGAGUUAAAUAUUGCAGAUAACAAUUUGGAAGGAAAAAUUCCAGAGGGUAUAAGUAAAUGUACUUCACUCAAGAGCUUAAUUUUGACUCAGAAUAAGCUGAGUGGAAAGAUUCCACCCUCCAUUGGCAGCUGCAACUUAAUCACAGAGUUGAUGCUAUCCAGCAAUAAUUUGUCUGGUAGAAUUCCCACCACACUUAGCAAUUGCACAUCUUUGAGGAGGUUAAAGCUGUCAAACAAUUCCUUCCAUGGAAAUUUGGAUAUGAUUUAUUCUUCUUCAUUGCAAGUGUUGUCUGCAAACGCCAAUAAGUUCUCGGGUACUCUGCCUGCAUCCUUGGCCAGUUGUAAGGAGCUUCAGCUUUUGGAUUUCAGAAGGAACCAUUUGAAUGGUGACUUACCUUGGUAUCUGGCGACUUUUCAAAAAUUGAGAGUUCUGAGUCUGGGCUAUAAUGAACUUCACGGUACUCUUCCUGCGUGGAUAGCAAACCUCACCAAUUUGCAGGUGUUGGAUUUAUCAAACAAUAAGUUUGAUGGAGGAAUACCCUCUAAUCUUGAGAAUCUCCAGGGGUUUGGAAUUCUGGGAGAUCCAAAACUGAGCGGAAAUACACUGUAUGAGGAGAUACCCAUUGCAAUAAAAGGGAAUGAGUACAGGAUGGAAUAUAUACUGGCAUCAAACACCAUACUUGAUAUAUCAAGUAACAAUCUCAACGGGAAGAUACCAGAAAGCAUAGGGAAUUUGAGCAGCCUGAGAUUAUUAAAUCUCUCUGGAAACCAUUUUGAAGGUGAGAUACCAGCUUCUCUUGGUCGGAUAUCGACUCUGGAGCAGUUGGAUUUGUCUAAAAAUAAGCUCACAGGGCGUAUUCCAGGGGAGCUCUCUUUGUUGUUCAAGUUGGCCAACUUGGAUCUAUCUUCUAACAGGCUGUGGACAGAUACCCAAAGGAGCGCAAUUCGAUACAUUUACUGCCAGGUCAUUCCAGAAAAACCUUCCAUGUUUAUGCGGGGGCCCUCUACAGAGUUGCAGCGCAAAUAACAAAACUGGUUUGCGCACAUUACCCUCGCCAUCAGAGGGUAAAGUCGAUUCACUAUGGAUUCGUAUUGAUGAAAAAGUGUCCAUUAUUGCUGUGGGUUUGGGCUUCGGGAUUGCAUUUGGUGGAACAAUGUCAAUGAUAGCAUGGUGGGACAGACUUCCACUUUGCAUUAGGGCCCUCAAAAUCAGAGCCUUCCAUGGAACUGCGGUUUCCGAAAGAAAUAUUUGGAGUUUGAAGUACAGACCUCGUUUUACAUUUCACUCGUCCACAACUACUGGUUAGUUGCUCCGCCUAUUCUUCAGAUUCACAUCGACUUGGUUUCAUUUCACUUGUACUUUAGGUUUUAUUAGUUUCUCUUACAUCAAGCAAUCUGUUAAUGGGGUUUACCUAUUUCCGACAUUGUCAAGAGUUUUAAGCAAAUAACUAUAGAUGCAGAGCAGAAUAAAGUAUGUUAUUCACCUUGCCAAGCUAAAUAAACUACGUACGCUGUAUUGAGUAUAUGGUAAAAAAGGGAUAUAUUCCUCUUCUCUCAA